Messenger RNA from Nyctereutes procyonoides (raccoon dog), 5322 nucleotides. It is a transcript of the gene ETS1, whose product is annotated as ETS proto-oncogene 1, transcription factor. Gene Ontology annotation, cellular component: nucleus. The transcript is spliced from 8 exons. Gene Ontology annotation, molecular function: DNA-binding transcription factor activity, RNA polymerase II-specific; sequence-specific DNA binding. The record is from RefSeq and is a predicted model, not a curated record. Lineage: Eukaryota; Metazoa; Chordata; Mammalia; Carnivora; Canidae. Bases 354 to 1679 code for a protein of 441 amino acids. Gene Ontology annotation, biological process: cell differentiation; regulation of transcription by RNA polymerase II.
GCGGCCGAGGCUCGGCGCCGCGAGAAACGCCCUAAAGAGGAGGGAGCGAGGGAGGGCGAGAGCGAGCUGAGGCUGCUGCCGCGGAGCGGAGGAGCGGGGCGAGGCGCAGGCGAGGCCGGGACCCGGGGCGCGCGCACUUCUCCGCAAAGUGCCAACUUCCCGGGAGAGCGUGCGGGGCGCGCACCUCCAGGGCGCGGGGGGCAAGUCCGCGGGGGCUUGAGGUCUUAGGGCAGAGGGUCGGAUCCCCCCGCCCCCGUCCCCCCUUCCCCCGUUACUGACCCCCGUUAAAAGGACCAACAAGAAUCACAGCCAAACUUGCCACCUACUCCCGCCUGCCCCCCGCUCCCGGCACCAUGAAGGCGGCCGUCGAUCUCAAACCGACUCUCACCAUCAUCAAGACGGAAAAAGUCGAUCUGGAGCUUUUCCCCUCCCCGGAUAUGGAAUGUGCUGAUGUACCACUAUUAACUCCAAGCAGCAAAGAAAUGAUGUCUCAGGCAUUGAAAGCUACUUUCAGUGGUUUCUCUAAAGAACAGCAACGACUGGGAAUUCCAAAAGACCCCCGGCAGUGGACAGAAACCCAUGUUCGGGACUGGGUGAUGUGGGCUGUGAAUGAGUUCAGCCUGAAAGGUGUGGACUUCCAGAAGUUCUGUAUGAAUGGAGCAGCCCUCUGCGCACUAGGGAAAGACUGCUUUCUCGAGCUGGCCCCAGACUUCGUUGGGGACAUCUUGUGGGAACAUCUCGAGAUCCUGCAGAAAGAGGAUGUGAAACCGUAUCAAGUGAAUGGAGUCAACCCUACCUAUCCAGAAUCCCGCUAUACCUCGGAUUACUUCAUUAGUUAUGGUAUCGAGCAUGCUCAGUGCGUUCCUCCCUCGGAGUUCUCAGAACCUAGCUUCAUCACAGAGUCCUACCAGACACUCCAUCCCAUCAGCUCGGAGGAACUCCUCUCCCUCAAGUAUGAGAACGACUACCCCUCGGUCAUUCUCCGGGACCCUCUGCAGACAGACACCUUGCAGACUGACUACUUUGCCAUCAAACAAGAAGUUGUAACCCCAGACAACAUGUGCAUGGGGAGGACCAGUCGUGGUAAGCUCGGGGGCCAGGACUCUUUUGAGAGCGUGGAGAGCUACGACAGUUGUGACCGCCUCACCCAGUCCUGGAGCAGCCAGUCAUCUUUCAACAGCCUGCAGCGCGUCCCCUCCUAUGACAGCUUCGACUCAGAGGACUAUCCAGCCGCCCUGCCCAACCACAAGCCCAAGGGCACCUUCAAGGACUAUGUGCGUGACCGUGCUGACCUCAACAAGGACAAGCCUGUCAUCCCUGCUGCUGCCCUGGCUGGCUACACAGGCAGUGGACCAAUCCAGCUGUGGCAGUUUCUUCUGGAAUUACUCACUGAUAAAUCCUGUCAGUCUUUUAUCAGCUGGACAGGAGAUGGCUGGGAGUUCAAGCUUUCUGACCCAGAUGAGGUGGCCAGGAGAUGGGGAAAAAGGAAAAACAAACCUAAGAUGAAUUAUGAGAAACUGAGCCGUGGCCUACGCUACUAUUAUGAUAAAAACAUCAUCCACAAGACAGCGGGUAAACGCUAUGUGUACCGCUUUGUGUGUGACCUGCAGAGCCUCCUGGGCUACACGCCCGAGGAACUCCACGCCAUGCUGGACGUCAAGCCUGAUGCCGACGAGUGAUGGACACCACAGGGCUCGGGGAAACUCUGCUGAGACAUUUCGAAGAACAACCAUGUCGGUCGGACUCUUAAUUUUUAAUUGUUAUUCUAUUUUUAAUUUUCCAGAACUCAUUUUUUUACAUUCAGGGGUGGGAGCUAAAUGAGCUGCAGCUAUAAUCAAUUGUGCGCAGUUGGAAAAAAAGAGAGCCAGGACUUGUGGGGUGGGUGGGACAAGAAAUUCUUGAGCAAAUUUUCAGGAGAGAGAGAGAGAAGGGUCUUUUUAGAAGCUUGAAAGAUCUGGCUUAAGGGAGGAGGAGAUGAACGUGUACCAUUAUUUCUAAAAAUCAUCCAUGAAAAAAAAUGUGUCUUGAGUUAUGAGUUAUGGAUCUAUUAGCAAAAGAAAUUGAGACAUCAGGAGUCAUGAGACCCAUGAAAGGCAAUUACCUUGCUUUUGUUUUAAGGUCUGGGAGGGCAAAAAAAAAAAAAAAGAGGGAGGUGGGAUAAAACAUUUGUGUGGGGGAUGCACUAAAAAACAAGGACUAUUUACUUUUGACUCGACUUUCGAAACAAAGAUGGACUUCAAUGGAGAGGGGCCCAAACUGUUUUUGUGUUAAAAUCUAUUUUAUUAAAUUUUGUGCCAGUAUUUUUUUUUCUUAAAAAUCGUCUUAAGCUCUAAGGUGGUCUCAGUAUCGUGGUAUCAUGCAAGUUUGUUUUUAUUUGCCGGCUGAGAAUUCUGUCAAAGUGCAAGGAAACUGUUUAUAUAGACCCCACUGGAAAUGCAAAGUGCUGUCACUGAGAUCGGGGAUCCCAAAUUCAUGUGACUUCUAUAUGAAGGAAAAAAAAUAUAUCAUGCUGACUUGGGCACAAGGGACCUGUGCAUGUGAAUUUCAUCUGGGUUUUAAAAAAGGAUCACACCCCUCUACUUACCUGUCAUUAGCGGAUUCUCCGGGUUUGGACUUAACAUUGAACUAAGAAGCAUUAAGUCUUUGAACUGAAUGUAUUUUGCAGCCCUGGUUUUGGAUCACAGUCACUGUAGGAGCACUGUUGAAGUCAUAGAAAGGAGAUUGAAAGAGGAAGAAUGACUUGUUUCUUUGUUGGUUCUAUACCUGCAACAUUUAUGACUUGGAAUAAACGCUGUGUGCAUGGGCAUUACCCCUCAGGUCUUAGGAAGUAAGUCCUGAAUGCAUGUCAUCCCAGACCAACACUCUAUACUUUCUCCUUUUCCCAGCAUCCCACGUUUAUUACUUCCCCCCUUACCCCCACUACCCUGUUACCCAGUAGAGAGAAAUGUACAGCUUUCCGACCUGUGAGUGAAAGAGCAAUGCGGUUAUGGCAUGAGUUGACGGGUGUCUGACAAAGCCAUUCAGACAUCCUGGGUUUUAGGGACAGUCGAAAUUAAGGUUGCAUAGAAGUAAAAUGUGGCUUGGCUGUCUUUGGGAAGAGAAGUGCACGGCUUUCCUUUGAAGAGUUGAAGCUAGCAGAGUCAGGUGUCAGGUGAGGCUGUGUAUGCAGACACCGUGAGGGCCUGUGCUUGGAUCUGUUUUCCUGGCACAGGGUAAGUGAGGGUGAAUGAUUGCAGAAGAGGUGAACGACAUGAGGACAAAGGAAACAUAAGAAAAGGAGCUUGAGUGAAGAAAAUGAGGUGGUCCAUGAGAUCCGAAUAGAUUUCUAGUUCCUCCCGAAGUUCAACGACAAGCUGAAAGGACCGGGGCAGUGUUGAAGGGUGGUCUGCAAAUGUUUGGAUUUAUUCCCCGGGCGGGGAGGGGGGAACCAGCGUGUGACCAGUGGGAAAAAGUGCCUACUACACUCAAGCCCCCCUGCCCCAAAUAGAUGCCUGAUUAAAAAGGAUGCUGACAGAGGGACAGCUCUCGCGGACUUCAGUGGGAGAGGGGAAGAGACAUUGAAGGUGGGCUCCGGCUGAGAGACUGCAAGUACUACCUACCUGCUAGCGAAUCUUUGAGAAAGUGGAUCGUUGACUCCCGGGUCCUCUUGCAGACCCUGACUUAUCAGGAACUUAGCUCUGGGGUUCAUGAGUCUGCUCACUCUGAUACCGAUGUAUCAGAGCGUCCACUUGGGAAGCAAAGGCAGACUUGGCUUCCAGAUGCAGAUGCCUUAAUGAAGCUCUCGAAAUAUUUUAGGAGCUGCUCAGGGAGUGUUAGGUGGAACCGUCGGGCUACAUUGUUUCCUCUUAGACUAUGUGAUCUUUGUUGGGCACUGGCCAAGGCGUGCGUGUGUGCGUGUGCGUGUGCGUGUGCGUGCGCGUGUGCUUGCAGAUGUGCAGAACUGCCGCUAAAAUAAUAACCUGGGUUUUUCGGUUAAGUCUUUCCACGUUUCAGUAGGGGGCAAGAGUAGAACCAAGGCAGGGCAUCGGGCCUUGCUAGCUGUCCGCAACCUGGCAUAACAUGACUUUUUCUCAGUGCACCAGCCUUUCCUUUGGAAUUUAUGCUGAGAACUCCCCUUGUGUGAGUGUGUCGAAGUCCUGCAGUAGCUCCGUAGCAGAUAAGAGAUAAGGAAGUGCCUCCUCAUGCUCCUCAUCCCACUUGUUUGCUAAGAGGCCUCUCUCCUCUAGGUCCGCCAUUUUCAGUAUUUGUAGCUAGUGCGCUAGUGAAGACAGCUUUGUCCAUCUGGCCAGAUGCUUUUUUUCUCCUUCUGUCCAGAGGCCAGAGACCAUCCCAGGAAGAGUGGUGGGUGGUUUAUACACUGGAAAUGUAGCAGAAUUGUUGCAUUUAUGCUUUUUAAAAACACAUGUUAACUUCAGAGGAAGGAUGGGCGAAUCUGGUUUAGUGAUGAAACCCUUGUUUUCCUGGAGAAGCCUUAACCCAUGUUGGUUUUGGUGGUCGGGUUCAGGGUCACUUUUGUUUCCCUCUCCAUGCAGGGGAGGGACUUCCCUACACAGAGCCCCGGUUUUGUGGCUUUGGGGAUUGGAGGUGGCAUUCGAAGAUCAGAUGUGCUUUUCCUCACUUUGGAGACAAACACUCUGGGUUUUAGAGCAUUAACCUGCCUAAUCUUCAUGGUGAAAAUCACACCUUCUCUGUUCUAGUCAUGCUGUGCAUGCUGCUUUCUGUUGGGGUCUAUAUAAAUGUGUUGAACUCAUAUCUACAUUCCAAAGAAGUUUCAAGGAACCAUAAAUAUAUGUAUACAUAUACAUAUAUAAAGUAUAUAUAUUAAAAUGAAAUUAUCUCUAUCAGGAAUACUGCCUCAGUUACUGAACUUUUUUUAAGAAUACUUUUUUUUUAAGCUGAGAAGUAUAGGGGUGAAAAAGAUGUUAUAUUGUGUUUGACUAUUUUCCAACUUGUAUUUUCAUAUAAUUUAUAUUUUUUAAAAGCUGAACAUUUAAAAGCAAGAUGAAAAAAAAAGGAAAAGCAGGUGCUUUUUAAAAAUCAGAACUGAGGUAGCUUAGAGAUGUAGCGAUGUAAGUGUCUAUGUGUUUUUUUUUUUAAAUGCAAAAAAAAUUUCUUAUGGGGGAGUUUUUUGUUUGUUUAUUUUAGUAGCUGAUGCUGGCACAUCAUUUUGCUGGAGAGUUUUUUAUAUACUGUAGCCUGAUUUCAUAUUGUAUUUUAAACUGUGUGAGAUUAAAGACAAAGAAAUUCAUUCAUAACAAUGUGGGUUUGGCUCGAUUCUUUCCUGUCUGGUGCAUGUGUGAAAAAGCAGGACAGACCCACCAA